Molecule: messenger RNA, 570 nt
Organism: Fraxinus pennsylvanica
Lineage: Eukaryota; Viridiplantae; Streptophyta; Magnoliopsida; Lamiales; Oleaceae
Source: the annotation of a GenBank genome assembly
AUGUCGUCAAAUUCCAAGCUCAAACUGUUCUUCUUCUUCUCCUCCUUCUCUCUCCUCUCUCUCUCUUGUUCAUCUCAACUUCUCUCUACAAACACCACACCAACAGUAUACGAAAUCCUCGAAAAAUUCGGCCUCCCAAGCGGGCUCUUGCCAGAUUCAGUCACUUCCUACACACUCUCAGACGACGGCAAAUUUGUAGUCAACCUGAAGAAAGCGUGCUACAUACAGUUUGAUUAUUUGGUUUAUUAUGAGAAAAAGAUUACUGGGAAGCUGAGCGUAGGGUCAAUCUCUAAUUUGAAGGGCAUUCAGGUUAAGAGAUUCUUCUUAUGGUUUGAUGUUGACAAGAUCAAGGUUGACUCGCCGCCUUCUGAUAGUAUUUACUUCACUGUUGGGAUUAUUAAUAAGGAACUUGAUGUGGAUCAGUUCUUGACUGUUCGUUCUUGCAAAGAUAAGGCUUUAUCUGCUCUGCCUUGCGGCGGCGGCGCUGAUGGUAGUGGUCGGCAGUCUUUGAAGAAGAUUUUUCAGCUUCCAACUCCUGUGGAUGAUAUCCCAAUGCUUAUCACGGAAUAG